CGUACCAUACAAUAUGAAAUUAUCAAUGUUAACUUAAUAAUUUGUUAUUUACAUUUAAAAUAAUAAUUUUCUAAUCAUUUAAACUUGUUAGUUUCUAUGUCAAAAUGAAAUCAUAUGGAUGUAAUUUAGAAUGCGUAGACGAUAAAAAGACAGAGAAAGUUGUUGAAUUUGUAGGUCCAGUAAAAAUAGUUCUAGUCGAUCAGCCGAAGAAUUCUUACAGACAUAAAACAUGGGCAGCGGCUUUCAUAACAUUGGCUCAGAUGUUGAUGGCAGUAACAACUAUUUUCGUGAUAUUUUAUACACUAACCUUUAAGAAACGGGAAUACUUGAAAGCGUUGCAUGUUUUUUUAUGCACAGUUGGGUUUCAAUUGGUUAUGCCGACUGGUGUUUUAAUUUUGAACGAUUUAACUGGUGCCUCGGCUCCAAUGAGUUUCGUAGAUCGGAGGUUUGAGCAUGGUAUGCUGCAGAUUUUUAGCUCCGGACUUGUAGCCGGUGGAGCGCUCGCUUCUUAUUUCGCUUAUAAUCCAACAACUUAUACACUUCACUUUUAUAUAGGUGCAGCAGCCACAGUUCUUGCGUUGUUAAAUGCUGCAAUAGGGAUUACAGCGUAUCUUAUAGGCCUUAUCAUAUCUAAAAGUAAGAUACGUAUAAUAAUUAUUAUACAUCGUCUUAUUGGAAUCCCAGCUAUAAUAGCAUCAUCGGCGUGUUUUAUCAGUGGCGUUAUAAAUGUUUCGUUCAGAGAGUGGGUGCCAACAGUUGAAAUGUUCUACGCUUUAUUGAUAUUUUGUGCUAUUUACACAAUUAUUGUUAUAUAUCAACCCUUUAGGAAUAUAUAAAUUAACAUACAAACUUAUUUGUAGAUUUUUUCUAGUUUUAUUCGAAAUAUUAUCAAUAUGAAUGAGGCUUAUAUUUUGUGUCAUUUUAAUAUUAUACUGGGACCAAUUCUAAAAUGUUCUUUUUAUUUAUUAUAAAUGAUCUGAAACAUCAUGUAAUAAUGAUGUAAUGUAAAUGGUAAUAAAUUUUAAUCAUAUUUGAAUUUAAUCCAAAUUUAUUUAGGGAUUGAAAAGGGUUAACCGAUUUUGACAAAUUGUAGGUUGUUAGAUACGUUUUGGUUUCGCUAAUGUCACGUAGUCCAUAUCAAAUAUAGAAAUUCAGAAUGACUGGAUUUGACAAUACUUAGUUAGGUAAUUUAUUGGGUUUUCAACCAAACUUAUGGAACGUAAGAUUAUAUGGAAUAUGGAAGACAUAUGACAAAAGAAAGACCA
This is a messenger RNA of Danaus plexippus (monarch butterfly), 1265 nucleotides long. RefSeq lists its product as uncharacterized. Gene Ontology annotation, molecular function: transmembrane monodehydroascorbate reductase activity. The transcript has 3 exons. Lineage: Eukaryota; Metazoa; Arthropoda; Insecta; Lepidoptera; Nymphalidae. The coding region runs from base 105 to 836 and encodes 243 amino acids. The record is from RefSeq and is a predicted model, not a curated record.